CUGCCGCUGCGCACAUCGCAGGCAGGUGUGAGACUGGCGUCAGGUCGGAUGAAACACGGCUGUUCAAUAAACCGCUUCUUCUCUACGGGAAUACAUCGAUGUUUUGCGAUUAUUCACAAAAAGUGAAUUGGGACCAAGAUGGUGAUAAAAUGAUGGUUGGAAGAGGAGAGCAGUCUGUUGAAGGCAUCGUCCUCCUUCAACGCCAGACACUGAAAUAACAGAAACUUCCACACAACAACCGGAAAUGGCGAGCGAUCGGAUGGCCAUCCUUGCGGAUGAUGAAGAGGACCAGAAGAGGAAAUAUGUCCUGUCCGAACCAUUUAACACUCUGUCCAUGGGGCAAGUGGCAAACACUACACCAUCAGGUCAAACAGCACCAUCUGAGACACUCCCUUCUCAAUCCUCCCAAAGUAUGAACUGCAUGGAAAGAUGUUGUGCUCGAAUAGACAAUCGUCUCUUGAUUUCCAAGGUCUUCUAUUUUUUCUUUUACUCUGCGUACGGCUCUUUACACCCCUUGCUAGCUGUGUACUACAAGCAGCUGGGAAUGACACCUACCCAAAGUGGCCUACUAGUUGGAAUCCGUUAUUUUAUAGAGUUCUGCAGUGCACCAUUUUGGGGAUUUGUGGCGGACCGCUUUAAGAAAGGCAAAGCAGUUUUGCUGUUUUCCGUACUCUGCUGGGUGGUCUUUAAUUGUGGUAUUGGCUUCGUCAAGCCAGCAGCUAUGAGCUGUGUCAGUGUAGACCCUACUAUUCAGUCACCAGUCAAUUUUACAAACUAUACACAUGCUGGUAAUCAUACCAGACAGCGAAGAUACUUGAUUGAGGAUACAUACACCAGUCCUCCACUUUCUCAGCCAAUUUUAGCAGCAUACAGACCUCACUCUAGAUACGUUCGAAGUGCAAAUAUAAAUACCACAAGCGCUCCCUUUAGAAACUCAACUGUGGACAUCAGUAUGGCAUCAAACUUAACAACGGUGUCACUCAGUGCCACAAAAGUCCCAUCGAAAUCUACCUCAACAAUGGAAACCCAAGCUAUUACUGCCAAAAUCAAAGAGUAUAUCAUAGUCUUCAAUAAGCAGCAAGUAGAUACUAUAUUUCUCCUGAUCCUGUUGGUUAUUAUUAUCGGUGAGUUCUUCAGCGCCCCGGCUGUGACCAUCGUGGACACGGUCACUCUUCAGUACCUUGGUCAAAACAGAGACCGUUAUGGACUCCAGAGGAUGUGGGGAUCUCUGGGAUGGGGUAUCGCCAUGCUGUCGGUGGGCAUUUGGAUUGACAAUACACACAUCACAAUCUUCAUCCACGGCUCGGGUUGCAGCCUGCCUGACUACAAGAACUACCAAAUUGCAUUUAUAGUUUUUGGGGUGCUGAUGACCUCGGCGCUGAUUGUGGCCACACAGUUCCACUUUGACAACAGGGCUUAUCGCUCAGAUGAAGAAGAGGACAAGAAGGAGGAUGUGGAAAUACCUCAAGUCGUUCAGGAGGUCUCGUCUCCAGAGUCUAGUUCAGACGAUGCACCCGUUUGCCCUGAAACCAACCCGCAACAUUUUCCCUUCAAAGAUCUCUUCCGGAUUAUUUGUGGCGUCCGCUAUGGUACGGUUCUCUUUGUGGCCUGGUUCAUGGGGUUUGGUUACGGGUUCGUGUUCACCUUCCUCUUCUGGCAUCUGGAGGACCUGAAGGGCACCACCACUCUUUUUGGCAUCUGCUCGGUGCUCAGCCACAUUUCCGAGCUCGCCGCCUACUUCAUCAGCCACAAACUCAUUGAGCUCGUUGGACACAUCAGAGUCCUGUAUAUCGGCCUGGCCUGCAACACUGCACGCUAUCUCUACAUCUCCUAUCUGGAAAAUGCAUGGAUAGUUUUACCCAUGGAGGUGCUUCAAGGUUUGACACACGCAUCAGUCUGGGCGGCCUGUAUCUCGUAUUUGAGCGCUGCUGUUCCUCCAGCGCUGCGCACCUCUGCCCAGGGGAUCCUGCAGGGGCUUCACCUGGGGCUCGGGAGAGGCUGUGGAGCAAUGCUGGGAGGAGUGUUUGUCAACUUUUUUGGUGCUGCAGAAACCUUCAGAGGCCUCGGGAUGGCUUCUCUGGUCACGUUACUGAUCUUCUCUCUCAUACAGUGGCUGUUAGGCCAGAACGAGGAGAAAAAGGGUACAAUGUUGGCUGAAAACAUCCCAGUGCCCUCCAGUCCAGUGCCCAUCGCCACUAUUGACUUGGUGCAGAACCAAUCCACUUCUCAGCCCAACUCUGACUCAAAGACACGGAAAACCAGACACCAGGAAGAGCAAGAAGAUCCCAACAAGCCGGCCUGGGUGGUGUCGGCUUCGCCCUGGGUCACCAUCGCUUUUGCCCUCUAUCAGAUCAGAGAUACGGUCGCUCAGACAAAGAACAAUGACUGUCAAGGCCAGCAGGAGAGAAGUGAGCAGCAGACCUCAGCGGCGCCACCUGGUGACGAAUCCACAUCAUCGCAACCAAACGCCUUAUCCAGUCCUGUAGAAUAUGCCUUCCAAGGCCCUGCCUCUAGUGCAUUCGUCCCUCAAAACACACACCCUGUCCGUCCAGUGGAGGAACCGCCUUCAUCUACAGAGGCUGAAGAACCGGUCGAAAACUCCACUCCAUUACCGGGACACUCCAAACCGCUGCCUGCAAUAACACAAACACAGCCAACAAAACAUUGAACUGUACUACCGAAUAGCCUUAGGAUUUAAGCACUUACCGUGGUGUGGGGUGUAAAAGGUGACAGCUGACUUUGGACCAAAAAAAUGUUCUGUUGACUGACGGGGUGUUUUGUGUUAGCGAGGGUUUGUUUGCUGAGUCAGUUUGCUUUGCACUGCCACGGUUGACGUCUUGUCUUUGCCUCAAAAGGGCCUGCUUGAAGGUCGAUGCCUAUAAUGAGAUCUGCACAUUACUGAGCAUUUCAUGAUUGUAAUGCAAUGUUGAGGUGAUUCGGCAUAAUAUUCAUGGAAGCUGAUGUUGCAUUGUUGCUUUGCACUCUGUAUAAAAUGUUAUUUCGCUCAUUGUGCUUCCAUGUAACGUGACCAAAAGGUACAAAUAUAAAUCUACUCUGUGUAAAAAUAAAAUGUGAAAGUCA
Molecule: messenger RNA, 3081 nt
Organism: Danio aesculapii
Lineage: Eukaryota; Metazoa; Chordata; Actinopteri; Cypriniformes; Danionidae
Gene: mfsd6b
Product: major facilitator superfamily domain containing 6b
Exons: 7
Coding region: 245-2668 (807 amino acids)
Biological process (GO): antigen processing and presentation of exogenous peptide antigen via MHC class I
Cellular component (GO): plasma membrane
Source: RefSeq, a predicted model, not a curated record